ACCGUCUCCACCGUCGCCGCUCGGCAGCACUGGAACUCAGGAGGACGCUUUUUAGUAAGUCCUGUAACUUGUAUGGACAUGUUAACGAGUGAGUUGUCCGAACUGUGACCGGUUCAUGCGGAAAAGGGACGCUGAGAGGUCAUCUGUUCACACCGUAAAAGUUAGGACUUUGUGAGGGUGGACCAACCUGCCUUCCAGAUGUCCCGAGAACAGCAGGUGGUGGAUCGGACCAGAAGGGCCUUUCGCACCGGGAGGAGCAGACCUCUGGAGUUCAGGAUCCAGCAACUGAAAAGGCUAUGGAGCUUCAUCAAGGAGAGACAGGAGGAGAUCUGCGAGGCUCUGAGGAGGGACCUUGGCAAGAGUGAGCUUGGGUCAGAACUGUACGAGUUACUGGUUCUGGAGGCAGAGCUCAAGUUGGCCAUUAGCAGACUGGCGGAGUGGGCGGCUCCUCGGCCGGUAGAGAAGAACCUUCUCACUUUAACAGCUGAGGUUUAUGUGAAGCCUGAGCCCUUGGGAGUGGUCCUCAUCAUCGGGACCUGGAACUACCCCUGGCCCCUCACCCUGCUGCCCCUGGUGGGGGCUAUUGCUGCAGGCAACGCGGCAAUCAUAAAACCAUCUGAGGUCAGCUCCAACUCCUCUAAGGUGAUGGAGGAACAUCUCUGUCACUAUAUAGACCAGGACCUGUACCCGGUGGUGGCUGGCGGAGUACAAGAGACCCAGGAGCUGCUGAAGCAGAGGUUUGAUCACAUCUUCUACACCGGCAGUACCGCUGUGGGGAAACUGGUGAUGGCAGCUGCUGCUCAGCACCUGACCCCAGUGACCCUGGAGCUGGGGGGGAAGAGUCCCUGCUAUAUCGACAGGAACUGUGACAUCGCUACAGCCUGUCGACGAAUCACGUGGGGAAAGUUCAUUAACUGUGGCCAGACCUGCAUCGCUCCAGACUACAUCCUGUGUGAAUCCUCCAUCCAGACCAGGGUGUUGGAGGAGAUAAAGAAGUGCAUCCAGGAGUUUUUUCAGGGUGAUCCAAAGAACAGCUCUGACUACGGACGCAUCAUUAACCAGCGUCAGUUUGACCGACUGGUGGGUCUGAUGGAGGGCAGCGUGGUGGCGCUGGGAGGAGAUGUGGAUGAAUCCCAGUUCUACAUUGGUCCCACCGUGCUGAAGGAUGUAACGGGGGAUUCCAGAGUGAUGACGGAGGAGAUCUUUGGACCACUUCUGCCCAUCGUCACAGUGAGCGGCCUGGAGGAGGCCAUCCAGUUCAUUAACGACCGCGAGAAGCCGCUGGUCCUCUACGUCUUCUCCAAUGAUCAGAAGCUGAUUCAGAGGGUGAUGUCAGAGACGUCUAGUGGAGCUCUGCUAGCCAAUGACUGCAUGGUUCACUUCAUCGACAACGCUCUGCCGUUCGGAGGAGUGGGUCACAGUGGACUGGGUCGGUACCGUGGCCGCCACAGCUUCGAUCAGCUCAGCAACCUGCGCAGCUGCAUGGUCAAAAGGCUGCAUCUGGAGGGAGUCAACAGCAUGCGCUACCCUCCCCACACCGCCAGGAGGCUGGGCUGGGCUCGCUUCUUCCUGCUGACACACAUCAACACGCUCGGGCUGUACUUCCUGUUGGCCAUGUUGGCUGGUCUGGCGGCGCUCAUGGUGCAGACGUACCUGUGAUGAGACUGAGUGAUGCUGGUGAGCUGAGCUUUGUCCCCAUCAGGAGGACGGGGGACCAACUCUUGCCCAGUGGAGAGCCAGAGGACUCCUAGGACUUCCUGGUCUACAUCAGUGUACAUCUUGGGCUGAUUAUCGCCUCAGAGACGUUUGCUGCACCAAACUUUUACUGGUUUUAUGGAGUCAUCUAUAAAUCGUAUUGAUUCAUGUCAGUUUUUACUUUCAUAAUUAAUAAAACAAGGUGAUUUUUUUUUCUGAAUAAAAGCCGAACU
Messenger RNA from Nothobranchius furzeri (turquoise killifish), 1928 nucleotides. RefSeq names its product aldehyde dehydrogenase family 3 member A2. Gene Ontology annotation, cellular component: cytoplasm. Gene Ontology annotation, molecular function: aldehyde dehydrogenase (NAD+) activity; 3-chloroallyl aldehyde dehydrogenase activity. Gene Ontology annotation, biological process: aldehyde metabolic process. The record is from RefSeq and is a predicted model, not a curated record. Lineage: Eukaryota; Metazoa; Chordata; Actinopteri; Cyprinodontiformes; Nothobranchiidae.